This is a messenger RNA of Beta vulgaris subsp. vulgaris (sugar beet), 1104 nucleotides long. Its product is annotated as leucine-rich repeat receptor-like serine/threonine-protein kinase BAM1. Lineage: Eukaryota; Viridiplantae; Streptophyta; Magnoliopsida; Caryophyllales; Amaranthaceae. The transcript has 3 exons. The record is from RefSeq and is a predicted model, not a curated record. Gene Ontology annotation, molecular function: protein binding. Bases 1 to 1104 code for a protein of 367 amino acids.
AUGGGCUUAAUCAUUCACAGAGACACCCCACUCACCCUUCAUACGUACUCUGAUUCGGACUGGGCAAGAGACAAAGAUGACUACAUAUCAACUACUACCUACAUUGUAUACUUGGGGAAAAAUGCCAUCUCAUGGACUUCUCACAAGCAACGAACUCGAGCUCGCUCAUCUACCGAGGCUGAGUAUCGUGCAGUUGCGAACACUACCGCCGAACUCCUAUGGGUCAAUAACCUACUCGCUGAGCUUGGGCACAAGGUUCCUCUGGCUCCAUUCAUCUACUGUGACAAUGUAGGUGCUACGUAUGUUAGUGCAAAUCCGGUUGAGGGUCUUGUCCUUGAUCACGGUUCCAGGCAUCCUGAUAUGAAGCGAAGAGCAGAGAAUUGUUACAUAUUGACUUGUAAUGUAUCUCUGGAGUGUGAGGAAAGAACAUUACCAGAACAAAAAGCUUUACUUGGUAUAAAAUCCGCCAUUACAGAUGACCCACAAUCAUCUCUUUCUUCCUGGAAAACUUCCACUCAUCACUGUACUUGGGAUUUCAUCAAAUGUUCAUCUUCAUCUUCAUUAAAUCAUCAUCAAACUGUAGUUUCACUCAACAUUUCUGGGUUAAAUCUCACUGGAAUUCUCUCACCUGACAUAGGUUUUCUCACCAACUUGCAAAACCUUAGUGUUGCAGGAAACUCAUUCUCUGGACCAAUCCCAUCUUCACUCUCUCUCCUCUCAAAUCUUUACCACCUUAAUCUCUCCAACAACAUCUUCAACUCAACUUUUCCUUCCUCUCUCUCUCCUCUAAAAAACCUACCAAUCCUCGACGUUUACAACAAUAAUCUCACUGGCCCACUCCCUCUUUCCGUCGUUAACAUGUCGGAGCUCCGGCAUCUUCAUCUGGGUGGUAACUACUUUUCCGGCGAGAUUCCGGUGGAGUACGGACAAUGGAGGAAGAUUGAGUAUCUUGCUGUAUUUGGUAAUGAGCUUGAAGGGAAUAUUCCGGCGGAAAUUGGGAAUUUAAGUCCGCUUAAAGAGCUUUAUAUUGGGUAUUAUAAUGGAUAUUCCGGUGGGAUUCCGCCGGAGGGGGGUGCGGGGGUGGAGGGAGUGGAGGACUGCUAG